UGUAACUACAAAGCCGUGAUCUUUUUUCGAAGUAGACCAUACCAUUUUCGUACGAGGGGAACUUCAUGUCCAGAUUGAAACUUUCAAAGUUAACAUUAUUUCUCCGUUGGUUUGUUGUCCAGGUUCGCUGUGCGCAUGAAUGUUGGAUCUUUAUUGCCAUUUGCAUGUGACAACAGUAUCUUGGUCUGAACAGUGGCGUAUUUAAAUUUCUACAGGGAGAACUUAAUUCCACUAGUGGCUUCGAUGAGUAGCUGUGCAUGAGCGAAGCAUUUUGGCUCUUCAUCAAUAGUCAUUGCCGGUCCCACUCUCACCUCUGCAUCGUGAGUUCGUUCUGAGAACCAAUCUUCAGUGACUAUGAACAUAACUGUGUUUGAAUCAAAGCUCUUGAUGCUGUGUUAGGGUUGACGAGUUUGGUGUAAAGAUUGUGAAGACAAGUUCCAAGUAGCUCCGAGUGCGACUUCGCAGCUUAAUUAGUUGGUCCAACUGAUACUCUAUUAGAAAUAGAUAUUUGAUUGCAAAAAAGUCGUGAUAAUUUGUUAAGUGCCGCUCUAGAGUUAAGUACGUCAUGCAAACAAACUCCAGAAGAUAGGAGUUUUUGCUGUCGGUGGUUAUGCCAUCGGUCUGAAGUCAGCACUCAACCGAGCGAGAGCAUGGACCCGCAGUCCAAGGAACAGAUAAUUGAAUAGAUCACAUUUGGUUGUCUUUGACUUCUUAAGCUUCAGCCGGCGACAGCAAUGGCAUCAGGCUGUCUCCCAGUUCCACCAUCAUCGAUGAUGGCAGCCUCCUGAGUCUGAUGGAAGGAGUGUUUUAAUGUUCUGAAGACAUGAUUCGCAUCUGGUGUCCAUCAAGGAACAUUCUGGAGACAGGAUAAUGUAGCCCGCUUUGUGGAGGCAACGAUUAGAGUCGCACCAACAGGGGCGAGCCUCAAAUGAACCUCAACGACGAUGAAGUUGCAGCUGUGGAAAAGGAGUCUAGCAAACGAGAAAUUGACGAUGUUGAACCAAAACUACCGAUCGCAGGUACUGGUUUUUCGAAGCUUCCAGUCACACACAGUAGCUUCGUUGCGGCUAACUUUCUCUCUUUGGACAAGUUCGGAGCAGUAUUAGGCCCCGAAGAUGAAAGACCUAACCAAAACACGGUAGACUUCAGCACUGGAUCGUUUACUACGUUCGAAUACAGCGCUCGACGGAGCAAGUAUUCUCAAGCAGUGGCGACGCUUUCAGCAGAUUCUCCUUGGAGCGAGUACAUUGAAGACUUCGAGAACAAAGGAACAAGGAUCUCCAGUGCUGGGCAAUCUGAUUAUCAAGAUCCGAUAUUCUACUCUACUAGACCUAGAUCUUGUACACUAAAAGAAAGAACGCCAACAAGCAGUGGAUUUGAACCACCACCAAAACGUUUCUACACAUCAGCUGAACAUCAUGUAGGAGAAACACAUGUAGAGCCAGGACUCCCUCAAAAUGAUCUUGCAGUAGCAUACCGUGAUGUGCUCGAGCAUGGUGUCGAUGUUGGAUCGUUGCUCAGGGCUCGUUCCAGGUGCGACUCUGAUCUCGCAGGGGCAGAAACAACACGCACUCCAGCCGUGCGCUUCAAUGUUGAAGGAACUUUAUUGCCUCCAGUAUCAUCUCAUUCGUCACAGAUUUACGAACUAAUCGCACCGAAAGAUCUUCCAAGGUUACCACCCAUGGUUCCAGGAAGCUCAGACGAUGCAGGGCACUCUCGAGAGUCGACUGACCAGGACCUUGCGAGGAUUAACUAUAGAUUUGCUUCUUCGAGUUUAGAAUCAUCCCUACUUCAGCGCAUGGAAGAAAGAGAGAGAGUGCAGAUCGAUGAAGCUCAUGGAGAAAAUCGAGUCCCUUGUCAUGUCGUAUCACCAGAGGACCUAAUAUGGGGAAGUGUAAAGAAUUAUUGCGGCAUGGUGCUAGAUAGAGAAACCAGGGCCCUUCUGGGCACUGCUGUGCUUUUCGUGCCGCCUGAUACAAGAAGAUCAGGAUCUUCUGCACUCCAGAAAUCUGCCUGGGUGACUUGUGUGGGCGUAGUGGAAGGUCGCACUGAGGUUCUUAUAAAAAAUAGCAAGGGUGGCAUCCAUGUGGCACAGCUUAUGCUAACCAGCACAGCCCUAGGAUUAGCCCUAUACAGCGUUCACUCUUGGCAGGGAACAUUCGCACUAGCCUUCCUGAGUAGAGUGGCUGGGCCGUCUGGUCUACCACACCGACUCUUCGUUGACGUCGAUCGCAACGACCGAGUUUAUGUAAUCGGUUUAUGUUGCUACAGAUACGAGGAGCCUUGGGAGUCUGAGUCAAAGACGGUCUCAGAUGUGAGAAUUCGACCAGGAAGAAUAAACGAUGCUGGGAGGUACGCAAUCGUUGAGAUCGACUUCACAUCUGGGCUCUUGGGCGGUUCUAUCAGUUCUCCAGCGGGAUUCAGAGGUGGGCUGGUAGUUCGAGCAGAUGGGCUUCUAGCAGGACUGGUGACUGGUGAGAUCUUGGGCAGCCACCCAACCGAUAUAGAUUUUUCUUACGCUUAUAAUAUUUACUCUCUUCUUUCGGAGCUGUAAGAUGAACUUUCAUAGCUGGAGCAGAUAUAACAGAUAUACAGAUAUCCUGUGAAUAACUGAAUUUUUUGUUAAACAAAUAUGGCUCCACGGAAGUUGAACGCUUGUUGAAGGGGCGCUUGCAAGGUGUCUGGAGCCGAUGUAGACUCCAGAAGCUGGAAGCUUAUCGCAAAGUUCUGUUACCCACCAUCAAGUAUAAUAAUUAUUAUAUGUUACAAGAAGUGGGAAAUUUCGGUGA
Molecule: messenger RNA, 2789 nt
Organism: Physcomitrium patens
Lineage: Eukaryota; Viridiplantae; Streptophyta; Bryopsida; Funariales; Funariaceae
Source: RefSeq, a predicted model, not a curated record